UCGACGACCCAAUGCAAAGUAAUGAUCGAAAACGGGCCUUCUUCUCUAGUACUAUCAUCACAUCACAAUUCAAAGCUUGCAACUGCAUCAAAGAACAGCCUAGCAGGCAUGUGGAGGGAGAUACAGGGAUCCAACAACUGGAAGGGCCUUCUGGAGCCCCUCAAUCCCAUCCUCAAGAACGAGAUCAUCCGCUAUGGCGAGUUCGUCAUGGCUUGUUACCAUGCUUUCGAUCUCGACCCGAGCUCAAAGCGAUACUGCAACUGCAAGUAUGGAAGAAACCGGAUCCUGGAGGAGGUUGGCCUGGAGAGCUCUGGUUAUGAAAUCACCAAGUACAUCUACGCAACUCCAGACAUCAGCAUCCCUCUGCAGGACGCCUCCUGCUCUAGCCGGUGGAUCGGCUACGUCGCAGUCUCAACCGGGAAGGAGAUCAAGAGGUUGGGGAGGAGGGACAUUCUGAUCAGUUUCAGGGGAACUGUUACCUCGUUCGAGUGGGUUGCCAACUUCAUGAGUGCACUCACACCUGCUAGGCUCGAUCCCCAUGAGCCAAGGCUCGAUGUCAUGGUGGAACUCGGCUUCCUCAGCCUGUACACAUCCACCGAUCGCUCCUGCAAGUUCGGCCAUAGGAGUUGCAGGGACCAGCUUCUUGCAGAGGUCUCCAGAAUCAUCAACAAGUACAGAGGGGAGGAGGUGAGUAUAACUGUGGCCGGCCAUAGCAUGGGGAGCUCAUUGGCCAUGCUGCUGGCCUAUGACAUAGCAGAGCUUGGACUUAACAGAAUUGGACCAAAACAAGAGAUACCCAUCACUGUUUACUCCUUUGCUGGGCCAAGGGUGGGAAAUUCUGGGUUCAAAAGGAGGUGUGAAGAGUUGGGUCUCAAAGUAUUGAGGGUGGUCAAUGUCAAUGACCCAGUUACAAAGGUCCCAGGGGUUUUCUUGAAUGAGAACUUUAGGGUUUUGGGAGAAAGAGGUGAACUUCCUUGGUGCCAUUCAUGCUACAUUCAUGUUGGUGUAGAACUGGCCCUCAACUUCUUUAAGAUGAGAAAUCCUGCCUGUGUCCAUGACUUGGAGGCUUACCUUGGCUUGCUCAAAUGUCCCAAAAAGGUAGCAAAGAAGAGUGGUGACUUCUUCACCAAAGCAAAGCAGUUCAUAAGGAAGCAAAACUUUGAUUCCUGGCAAUGGAGGAGCGCUGCCAAGAGACUGGGGAAAUUGAUUCAACUGCCAACUAGAAUCUGCAAAACCUAG
Molecule: messenger RNA, 1239 nt
Organism: Nymphaea colorata (pocket water lily)
Lineage: Eukaryota; Viridiplantae; Streptophyta; Magnoliopsida; Nymphaeales; Nymphaeaceae
Product: phospholipase A1-Ialpha2, chloroplastic-like
Exons: 1
Coding region: 22-1239 (405 amino acids)
Biological process (GO): lipid metabolic process
Cellular component (GO): chloroplast
Molecular function (GO): glycerophospholipid phospholipase A1 activity
Source: RefSeq, a predicted model, not a curated record